Messenger RNA from Cataglyphis hispanica, 4066 nucleotides. Its product is annotated as F-BAR domain only protein 2. The transcript is spliced from 13 exons. Gene Ontology annotation, biological process: clathrin coat assembly; clathrin-dependent endocytosis. The coding region runs from base 257 to 3283 and encodes 1008 amino acids. Gene Ontology annotation, cellular component: cytoplasm; clathrin-coated vesicle; plasma membrane. The record is from RefSeq and is a predicted model, not a curated record. NCBI's taxonomy places the organism in Eukaryota, Metazoa, Arthropoda, Insecta, Hymenoptera, Formicidae.
GACGCAAGUUGACCCGUAUCUCCGCGCUAGGCUCCGAGGCUCGAGCGCGCUUGUUCCACUCGCGACUCUUGGGUGGUAGGAAAACAUCAGGGCUAAAACGAAUUAUCGCCGCCGUUCAGCGCGAAUCGAGACAUAUUUCCGUCGCAUAAUCGUAAAGUGCACCGAGCGUGGUGAAGCUGUCGCGAUCGACAUCAUCGUCGCGAAGUGACGUGCAAAUCAAAACGUGAUAGUAUGAUGGUCUGAUCGCGGUUCCAAUAUGACCGUGGACUUUGUUGACUACUUCUGGGGCGAAAAGAAUAAUGGAUUCGACGUUUUAUAUCAUAAUAUGAAGCAUGGUGUAAUCGCCAGCAAGGAAUUGGCUGAAUUUUUGCGUGAGAAAUCAGCUAUAGAAGAAAAUAAUUAUAAGCUCCUUAGUAAGGUAGCGAAACAGGCAAGCAAUAGCACGCAAGGAACAUUUGCACCUGUAUGGGCUGCUCUGAGAGGUGCUGCUGAGAAACUCGCUGUUUUGCACUUGCAAAUGGCCCAGCGGGUAACCGAACUUAUAAAAGAUGUAUCAAAAUACGCGGAUGAACUACAUAAGAAGCAUAAGGCUGUGAAAGAAGAAGAAUCGUCUACUUUAGAAGUUGUACAGAGUAUACAGAAUAUUACAGUGACAUUGCAUAAAGCGAAAGAUAUGUGUUUACAAAAAGGUCUCGAAUUGGAAAAGUUAAAAAAGGACAAUGCCAGUCAGAGAGAACUGGAAAAGGCGGAGGUUAAGUUUAAAAAGGCCCAGGACGAUUACAAAGCGCUAGUGGAUAAGUACACUAUCAUACGGAAUGACUUUGAGACAAAAAUGACUCAAGCUUGCAGGCGAUUUCAAGAUGUCGAGGAGACACAUCUGAAGCAUAUGAAGGAAUUUUUAAAUACAUACGCCGAUGUUUUGCAAGCUAAUCAUGAACAAGUCGGGCAAGUGCAUAUUGAUUUCAAACGGCAAUGCGUCGAUAUGACAGUGGAGAAAUUAUUAGAGCAAUUCGUUCAGGGUAAAUACACGGGUUUUGAGAAGCCAGGUGUGAUCGAGUACGAAGAGGUCAUGACGAGUUUAGCCGAAAUGACUAGCCACUCUCAGUCCGAAGGCAGCGUAGAGAUAUCUAAGGAAACAUCAAAGGGCACCAACGGCGAAACAGGCGUAGCCGGUAACAGUCAUAGUUCAAAGAGAGAUCAGGGAUUAAAAAGGGUGGGUGGUACGUUGAGGGUACUGGACGGGGAAAGCGGGAGGGUGAUACUAGAAAAGGAUAGAGAAAAAGAAAGACAGAAGGAAAAGGAUAGAGAACUGUCACAUGUACAAGCCACCAAGGCUUCCCGCCGUACUACCUCGCUACUCAACCUGUUCAUGUCCAACUCCCAGGAAAAACAGAGGCAAGCAGGGUCGUCUGGUUCGGCACCUGCCACUCCUCAAGGAAACAACCUGCCUCCUGCUGUUCCACCUCCCAGCAUCUCCAGGAAUCCUCUCAGAGGAUCUAAAUGGUUUCUUCGCAGUAGGAGAGAAAAACGAAAGGAAAAGAAGGCAAAGAAGAAGAAGGAUCUCGUAGAAACAAGCAGCAACAAAGAAGAAAAGUCCGACCUGUCAGUAUAUGCAUGCACAGCAGACCUAGUGCACAUAGAGGAGGAUAAAGAGGACAGCAGAAAGUCGGAAACACCAACUCCGGAGGUGGACGAAGAUGGUUUUUGUAUCAGACCGAAGCCAGAUCCUUGGGAAAAUGAGAAGGGAUUUUAUUCAAGUUCGGAUACGGAUUCGGAGGACGAGAGGGAACGUAAGAUUCGAGUGGAGAUAAAACCUCUUAGCAACGGCGGUGCACCCAUGAGCGCCAGCGUGGAUGAACUGAGGGCGACAGUGGAAAAUUUGUCCUUAUCACCUGCACCAACAGGACGUAGAGGAUCAAAUACCGAUUCCGAUCAUCACAUGAAAAGGUCUCAGUCAGUGUCACAGCAAUUAGGAGGUAAGCCAAGCUCAGAUUUACUUGGCCUAAACUUGUUCAAUCCUAGCAGUACACCGUCGAGCGCGUCGACACCGACCGGCAGCCAUCCUUACGCCCCACUGCAGAGUCCUCCGCCGCUCUCUACGUCGCCGACCUUGUCGCAGCCACCGCAGUCCGCGCCACCAAUACAUUCCCAUACCCGAUUCCCAGACGGGGAUUUAUUUUCGGAAGUUGGAGACAUCACGCCGGCGUUACCGCCCAAACAAUCUGCGUCUUCGACACCAACAGGGUCAAUCGUCAUACCCAGACCACCAUCACGCAGAGGGGACGGCCCUUCGUCACGCGGCAGAAUGUCACCCGCGACGAUAUCCCGCGCCGAUAGCGUUGCCAGCCUAGAAUUUCGCACAGCCGGCGUAGGCGUUGGCUCCUCACGGGGGCCGUCUCCGCUCACGAUUGGUCUAGCCGAUACUAUUCCAUUGGCGGUAGCGUUUCACGAGAUAGUUCAUUCCUAUUUUCGCGGCACGGAUGAAACCCGGUGCCAGGUGAAGCUUAGCGGCGACAUGAUGCUCUCGUUCCCAGCCGGCAUUGUUACGGUUCUGACGAACAAUCCUAAUCCCGCCAAACUUACUUUUCGCGUGAGAAAUACCAACAGACUGGAGAGGCUAUUGCCGAACAGUCAGCUUAUUAGCAUGGAUGCGACACAAACUACCGUCGAUAGUACGAUCUUCGAAUUCAACAUGAGUGCCUUAACUACGUUGCUACGGCGGCAAGCCGAACAGAAUCCCUCGGCCUCGUAUUUCAACGUAGACAUCCUCAAAUACCAGAUCAAAUGCAAGGACGGUGCCGGUUCUUGCCCUUUUCAGUUGGUCGCGUAUUGGAAAUGCGAGACGACCCACACCGAUCUCAAGAUCGAUUACAAAUAUAAUAGUCGCGCUAUGGCCUCACCGAGUCCUUUACUGAAUCUUCAUGUGGCAGCGCCCAUCGACGGCGGCUUCAAGUCACUCAACAGUAAACCCCCGGCGCAAUGGUUAUCUGACACGAAUCGCGUAUUGUGGAAAUUCACAGAACUUUCGCAACACAGCGAAGGUAAUGGAGUCGGGUCCCUGAAGGCGCGGGUCGAGCUCGAACAUGGUCCGGGCAAUCAGGGCACCAUAUUCACCCAGUUCAAUUGCGAAGGGACCACACUAUCGGGCAUCGAAUUUGAACUCAUAGGUUCUGGAUAUAGAUUAAGCUUAGUGAAGCGAAAAUUCGUGUCUGGAAAGUAUAUAUGUGACGGAGAUUCAGAUUCGCGUACCAGAUACGCCGCGCCGCCAUCUAAUGUAGAUUGACGACUUCCAGAAUGGGCGCCUCAAUGGGAGAGCCAGCCUAUUUAAUAUUGGUAUUUGCUUAAUCAUUCACUGCCCAUAUCAUGACUAUCGAUCAUUCAUAACCUGAAUACGUAUAAAGAAUACGUAUGUAUAAAGAAGUCUGUUGGAUAUCAAAUGUAAGUCGGUCGAAUAUCAAAUGAAUCUUUCUUUUUGAAAAUUAUGGGUCAAUGCGGUUUGUUGUAAGAAAAAGUGUCAUAGAGCGAUAUUGACCGAAGUACUAUGUUUCUUUCGAUAAAAUUUAAACGAUCGAAAUUCUUUUUAACGCCAAUUAACAGUUUCUUUAUAUGCGAUAUUUAUGUAUUAAACUGUACCAUAUCUUAGUAGUAACUUGUAAUUACAAAAUUUAGAAAUGAAAUAUUACAUUUGAUGCUAAAUGCAUUUCGAUUAAAGGCAGAUUUCGAUAUGACUUUGCAACUAAAACAAACAAGUAAUAUAAAAAUCUGACUUACAGUAAUCAUUUGACAACAAAUAUAUGUUUUAUAAUAUGUAUAUUAUUUAGUUUUUUCAAUAUUCCGUAUUAAGAAUGCAUUAAUAUUUUAUUGAAAGUUUAAUCAUAUAACAUGAUAAUUUUGUCUAUCAAAUGAUUAAAAGAUUUUUGCAAGAAACUCUUUUGAUAUCCAACAUAUUCUCUAGCACAAUCACUUCCGCCAUUUGAUUCUCUCUACAUAAUCAAAAUAUAUAUUGUAACGUUCUUUUCUCUUUUUUUUAUCUUGAUUCUACCAAAAUAUAGUACAACACUCUUUA